This is a messenger RNA of Heteronotia binoei (common prickly gecko), 4672 nucleotides long. It is a transcript of the gene SLC11A2, whose product is annotated as solute carrier family 11 member 2. Gene Ontology annotation, biological process: metal ion transport. Gene Ontology annotation, cellular component: plasma membrane. NCBI's taxonomy places the organism in Eukaryota, Metazoa, Chordata, Lepidosauria, Squamata, Gekkonidae. The record is from RefSeq and is a predicted model, not a curated record. Gene Ontology annotation, molecular function: cadmium ion transmembrane transporter activity; iron ion transmembrane transporter activity; manganese ion transmembrane transporter activity. The transcript is spliced from 17 exons. The coding region runs from base 206 to 1888 and encodes 560 amino acids.
GUCCAAUCCAGGUUUUCUAGUGGAUGUGAAAGACUGGGGGCUCUCUGGGAAAAGGAACUAGGCAGUGGUGACUCUGCCUGCAUGUGACUUGAGACAUUUACAAGCAUGUUAUCUUGGGCACAAGGCCAGUUGAUUUCAGGGGCAUUAAUUCCCAGUUUGCGUGACCUUUUCUAAAGAUUCCGGUUCCAGGCAGAGAGCGCCCACCAUGACACCUGGAAAGGAACGGGAAGCAUUAUAUGAAGAUGCUUCUGGGGAGGCUGUUACCACAGUUUACAGCAAUGCAGCAUCACCGCAGGUUUCAGACUCUCCAGAUGAAUUCACUACCUACUUUGAUCAGAAAAUCCCUAUCCCUGAAGAUGAAAAGCAUCCCUGGUUCAGUUUUCGAAAACUCUGGGCCUUCACUGGGCCAGGCUUUCUCAUGAGUAUCGCCUACCUGGAUCCAGGCAACAUUGAAUCAGAUCUGCAGUCCGGUGCUAUUGCAGGGUUUAAGCUGCUGUGGGUUCUCCUGCUGGCCACUGUCAUUGGUUUGCUCUUACAGCGUUUGGCAGCAAGACUAGGGGUGGUAACGGGACUUCAUCUGGCAGAAGUAUGCAACCGGCAGUACCCAAAGGUCCCACGAAUUAUCUUAUGGCUGAUGGUGGAACUGGCUAUCAUUGGGUCCGAUAUGCAAGAAGUUAUUGGUUCAGCCAUUGCUAUUCACCUCCUGUCUGCUGGGAAGGUCCCUCUGUGGGGUGGGGUUCUCAUAACCAUUGCUGACACGUUCAUGUUUCUCUUCCUGGACAAAUAUGGCUUGAGAAAACUGGAGGCAUUUUUCGGCUUCCUGAUUACUGUUAUGGCCAUUAUGUUUGGAUACGAGUAUGGUACAGUAAAACCAAACCAGGCUGAGCUGCUAAAAGGGAUGUUUGUGCCGUACUGCGAUAAAUGUGGCCCUCCUCAGCUGGAACAAGCUGUGGGGAUCGUGGGUGCUGUCAUCAUGCCCCACAACAUGUACCUGCAUUCUGCUUUGGUUAAGUCUCGGCAGAUUGAUCGGUCCAACAAGAAAGAAGUUAGCGAGGCGAACAAAUAUUUCUUCAUAGAGUCCUGUGUUGCCCUCUUUGUCUCCUUUAUCAUCAAUGUCUUUGUUGUCUCGGUCUUUGCAGAAGCUUUCUUUGGUCAAACCAAUGCGGAAGUGCACAACGUGUGUGCAAAUACCAGUAUUGAGCAUGCUGGACUGUUUCCGUUGAACAAUGAUUCCCUGGAUGUAGAUAUCUAUAAAGGGGGUGUCGUUCUCGGGUGUUAUUUUGGUCCUGCUGCUCUCUACAUCUGGGCUAUUGGGAUCCUUGCAGCAGGACAGAGCUCAACAAUGACUGGGACCUAUUCUGGACAGUUUGUCAUGGAGGGGUUCCUGAAUCUGAAGUGGUCACGUUUUGCUCGGGUGGUUCUGACCCGGUCUAUUGCCAUCACCCCAACCCUCCUGGUUGCCAUUUUCCAAGAUGUGGAACAUCUGACUGGCAUGAACGAUUUCCUAAAUGUCCUGAUGAGUUUACAGCUUCCCUUUGCUUUAAUUCCAGUCCUCACCUUUACCAGUCUGCGUCCUGUGAUGAAUGACUUUGCCAAUGGGCUGGGCUGGAAGAUUGCCGGGGGGAUUCUCAUCAUUAUAAUAAUUUCCAUUAACAUGUACUUUGUGGUGAUCUACGUCACCGCUCUGGGGCAGAUGGUAUUGUAUGUCGUUGCCUCAAUUAUCAGCAUUGUGUAUCUAGCCUUUGUGGCAUACUUGAGUUGGCAGUGUUUAAUUGCUCUUGGGGUCUCCUUCCUAGCCUGUGGGCACACGUAUCAUCUGGGACUCACUGCUCACCCUGAACUCUUCCUUCUCAACAAUAUCGAUGCUGACCCAGUCAUCAGUAGAUGAAUCCCUCUGAAUUGCAGUAGUAAGAACAUAGUGUUUUGUUUUUCAAAGAAGUCCUUCAAUGCUGCACAGAACCAAGUUUUAAUUGGUUCAGAAGGGAACAUGUAUUUUCAAGGACUAUGAAGGGACUUGGAACUUUUCUUUGAUGAGAGGAAUAGAAAAUGUACAAAGGGGAUUGCAAAGUUUCUGGAUAGUGUACUGGAUAGUGUACUUUCUUAGAGUUGCACCCAAGUUUAAUUGGGAAGACUGUUAAUGGAUUUCUGAUGUUGUAUACACAAAGUAUAUGAUGCAUCACAAGAGGGUAGGAUGACACAUGAUGCCAGCAGACCCAUGUCUUUAAAUGUAGCCUGGAAAGGGUGAGGGAGGGGGGGGACAGAUGGAAGCAGAAAAAUGAUAGGCUGGAGGAAAGUGUUGAACCCUUCCUCUAUUCUAUCUUCCCUACCCCCACCCAGUUGUUUUCUUCCCACUGGGCUUAUUUCCAAUCUCAGACCCUGUCUGUAACCAGUAGAGGUUGAAAGGGGAGAGAGGUGAACCCAAAGAAGGUUCUGCAUUCUCUUUCUGCUUUUCCAUUUAAAGUUCCCACUUGCUCUACAAGUGUUUAGAGGCAUUCCUACAUUUGAAGACACGGCUUGGCUACCAUCUCAUGUUCUUCCAGCCUAAGACUAUACCUUGGUUUUAGAUACAAGGUUUUGAAUUUUUAUCUUUUUUUAAUGUAACUUAUUUGGGGUACUUAAAUGUUUCUCUUUGAAGCUGCUGAUAACUGGGCUUCUGCUUAAUACAGACUGUUACCUGUAUGUCUAAGGUAGAAAUGGUUGGACAAUUCAUUCCACCCCCAGAUUUCUGGAACUCAUCCAGAAAUGGAGACUGUUCUAUUGAUAUUUGAUUAUUAUUUUAUAAAAAGUAUCCUAUGGAAGGAAAUCUGUUUGUACAAAAGAAAAUUCAGAUACAUAAAGUCAUCUUGGGGAGAGACCCUAAUGUACACAAUCCAUCAGGAACAAUUUCUACACGAGACCCAUUGAGAUGACCACAAGUUGCACAAGAGCACAAGUGCAGGUCUUUAAGACUGCUUCCACGUUGCAGCAAUUUGCUGUGUAGCUGUUGUCACUGCUGUGAAUGCAGAGGCAUUUGCUGCAGCAACCGUGUCCACAGAGAAAGUAUGGUGAACUUACCUGGCUUUGGCCAACCAUGGUUGCCAUUCUGUCCCCUCUCAUGUCACCGGAAGGCUAUUAGGGGUUUUUGUUUAAAAGUCAGUAAUUGCUACAUUGGUAUAGCAUUAUAAGUAUAUUUUGCUUUGGUUUUCUAGUUUCUCCAGUCAAUUUUGUUACAGAGACCUUUCCCCUUAUACUUUUGCAAUGAAAAAAACUAGAUACUGAUCCCAAAGGAUUAAAGAAAAAACCCUAGGAAUUCAGAUGAACCAGUAACUGUGGCAAUAAAUUGUUAGACCAUAACACUCUAGCAAUUACUGAUUCUUUUUUAAAAAGCCCAUGGCUUGCAUCAAAUGUUUCUUCAUUUAUUUUCAAUGCAAGUUGAAGUUUGCUACAAAUCUAACCCCGUACUAAUGCGUUGUCUUGUGUGCUGUUCAUCAACAGUUUUCUUUCAAAAUUAACUGUACCAUCCUUAGCCAUUGACUUAACUCUGCUCGAGAUGGCACUUUCUAUCAUUCUAGUUUUUUCCUUCCUAACUGAGCUGCGUGUGUUCCAGGUUCCCACAAAACUGCAUGAGAAAGUACACAACAAUAGGACCAAAGAGAAGGCUUAGCCAGAUAUUUGUAUUUUAAGAACAUACCUACACGACACAUUUCAGAUAGUUUAAGGCCAGAUUAACAUCCAUAGCCUGCCCCAAAUAACAAUGAGACAGUGUCGCUUUGAGACGAUGCUGAUGUUUUUUUGGUUUUGUUUAUUGGAGAUCUCUAAAUACAUCCAGAGAACUACCAUAUCUGGCAACUUCUGAAAUAUGAAUAGGGUUUUUCUUAAAACAACUGCCAUUUAAUGCAACAACCAGUGAAUUUAAAAAAUCCACAAGUCCUGAUACCUGAAUCCAAAAUACAGGUACUUGGAAAUCAUUGAUUGCAGAGGUGUUCAUUCCCAAUAGUAACAAUAAUUUAGGAUACCAGCAUUUUCUGUUCAUUCUGAAUAUUCAAUAUUUCAAUGUUUGAACUUGGAACUGAUUGCCAAAUAGACAUAGGGUGAAAACAGAUUAAUCCCAAAUGAAUCUUCUAAAAGCUGUCUUUGAAAAGUGCUGCUUGAAUGUUAAUAUGCUUAGCCACUGAUCGAUCACCUUACCUUCUUUUUUAAUAGAAACAACUUCAAAAUUGCAAAACUGCUCUGGGAAUAGGUGGUGGGAGCUUUCUUGGUGGCAUCGGGGGGGGGGGGAGGUGGCAAACAGCACCAAACACAGCGGGCUUCUGCUUCCGUCUUGCAGAGCCUUGUCUUUUUCAGCACUUCAACCUGGAGAGGAAUUGUUACAUUUGAACUGACCUAAAUGUGGCAAAGGUGCUUCCAGAGGAGCUCCACAGUUAUAAAAGCUUUACUUUUGUCUUCACCCCAAUGUGAACUAAGCAUGUGAAAUUCUGCUGCCAAUAUAUACGGCACAAUUGCCCUUUGGUGGUCAGAUGGGUUUAAAAUAAUAUAUUUGUAAUCUGUGUUCUGUUACAAAUACAAUUCUCCCUUAUAUUUUUGUGAUUUUUUUUGUAAAAAAUGGCACUAAUUUAUUUUAAAUGUACUAUUUGAUUUUGUUUCAAUAAAGGUUCAGGUUUUCAAAUAAACAUUUCAGCUUUCUAACCUCUAA